Messenger RNA from Nannospalax galili (Upper Galilee mountains blind mole rat), 3402 nucleotides. RefSeq names its product NAD kinase 2, mitochondrial (gene Nadk2). The record is from RefSeq and is a predicted model, not a curated record. Gene Ontology annotation, cellular component: mitochondrion. The transcript has 13 exons. The coding region runs from base 161 to 1522 and encodes 453 amino acids. Gene Ontology annotation, molecular function: NAD+ kinase activity. Gene Ontology annotation, biological process: NADP+ biosynthetic process; NAD+ metabolic process. NCBI's taxonomy places the organism in Eukaryota, Metazoa, Chordata, Mammalia, Rodentia, Spalacidae.
CGCGAGGCUCCCCGCCCGCGUCAACGUCUGGGCACGUCCCCCUCGCGGCAAGGGCCACGCACGUCCCCGCGCUUAACCUCUGCCCGCCCGGCGCGCAGUUAAAGACCCGGGCGCGCGCGGUGCGGGCGGCGGGGAGCGAGCCAGCAGCCCGGCGCGCACCAUGACCUGCUACCGGGGCUUCCUGCUGGGCAGCUGUCGGCGGGUGGCGGGCAGCCGGGCGGCGCUGCGGGCGGCGGGGUCGGGCGUGGACUGCGGCUGGCGGCCCCUGGGGCACGGGCAGCCGCGAGAGCUGGCGGGCUGUGGCAGUCGCCCCGAUGGCGGCUUCCGCCCUUCGCGCGUGGUGGUGGUGGCUAAGACCACCCGCUACGAGUUCGAGCAGCAGCGGUACCGCUACGCGGAGCUCUCGGAGGAGGACCUGAAGCAGCUGCUUGCAUUGAAAGGCUCCAGCUACACUGGACUACUUGAGCGACAUCGUAUUCACACCAAAAAUGUAGAGCAUAUAAUCGAUAGUUUACGGAAUGAGGGGAUUGAGGUUCGUCUAGUAAAGAGGAGGGAGUAUGAUGAAGAGACCGUUCGAUGGGCAGAUGCUGUCAUAGCUGCAGGAGGGGAUGGCACAAUGCUUCUGGCAGCAAGUAAAGUCUUAGACAGACUUAAACCAGUUGUAGGGGUCAACACGGAUCCAGAACGGUCUGAAGGUCAUUUAUGUCUGCCUGUUCGAUACACACAUUCCUUCCCAGAAGCUUUACAGAAGUUCUAUCGUGGUGAGUUCAGGUGGUUAUGGAGGCAGCGUAUCAGGUUAUACCUUGAAGGGACUGGCAUAAACCCAACUCCUGUGGACCUUCAUGAACAGCAGCUGAGCUUGAAUCAGCAUAGCAGAGCCUUCAACAUUGAAAGGGUUGAUGAUGAAAGAUCUGAGACUUCGGGACCCCAACUUUUGCCAGUGAGAGCACUAAAUGAAGUCUUCAUUGGGGAGAGUCUCUCAUCCAGAAUGCCUUAUUCUUGGGCUGUAGCAGUGGACAAUUUAAGAAGAAGUAUACCCACUCUAAAGGGACUAGCUUCCUACUAUGAAAUUUCAGUUGAUGAUGGCCCAUGGGAAAAACAGAAGAGUUCAGGGCUCAAUUUGUGUACUGGAACAGGAUCAAAGGCCUGGUCAUUCAAUAUUAACAGGGUUGCAGCUCAGGCUGUUGAAGAUGUUUUAAAUAUUGCAAAACGACAAGGAAAUUUGACUCUUCCAUUGGGCAAAGAAUUGGUGGAAAAAGUAACAAAUGAAUAUAAUGAAUCAUUGCUCUACAGUCCAGAAGAACCAAAAAUACUCUUCAGUAUUCGAGAGCCAAUAGCAAACAGAGUUUUCUCAAGUAGUCGGCAGCGCUGUUUCUCUUCAAAAGUUUGUGUUCGCUCUAGAUGUUGGGAUGCCUGCAUGGUUGUGGAUGGAGGAACUUCUUUUGAGUUUAAUGAUGGAGCAAUUGCUUCGAUGAUGAUCAAUAAAGAAGAUGAGCUUCGAACUGUGAUUCUAGAACAGUGAAGGAUUUCUCAGAUGACAAAUUUUUAUUACUGGAAAAAUAUUUUUAUUGCAGAAACAGACUUCCAGCCAUAAACCUACCGUAUUUUGGUUCUUUUGAGACUGGUUACCCCUAGGCUCAAAGGUGACAAAGUGGGAUGUACUCACAGUGCUCUUCUGUUGGAAUCUGCUAGACUAAAGCAAUUCACUGUGUGAGAAAAUGGGUGGACUGAAUGCAUUCAAGUCGAUGCCAGUUAUGUUUCUUUAUUAUUUACAAUUACUAACCGUGUUGAUACUCUUUUAAAUUUAGAGAGGCAGGCUUAAAGGAUUAACUGCACAAGUGUUUUUUUCACCCUAACUUUGUGGAAUUGGUCCCACGUAUCAUUUAAUUAGUGCAUUAUUUUUUAUAGAACUUAAAAGAUUAAAAAAAAUUGAUGGAGAAUUUUGAUAAAUCUUCACAUUGACCUAACUGAAGUAGAUAAAUGUGUUUUUAUAUGUGCUAAAAGAAUUUUCUAAUUCCAGGAUACCAUGAUGUCAUGACUAUUGACUGAAAAAUUUUAGUCAUUUUAAAAAUUGUAGCUGAAUUCUGACUCAUUCUGAUUGAUGUCAGCAGUGUUAGGUGAAAUACAUCUGUUGGGACAAAUUAUGAUGCUGAAUAAAUACAUUAAUUUUCCUAUACUGCUUUUGGUUAGGCAAUUUUAUUUUUGAAAAGUACUGAGUUCAGUAUGCUCUUUUCCAUCUUUGAACCUCUAACAUGAAUUCAAGGACUAAAGAAUAACCUGAUGGAUAUGUUCUAUUAGUAGUCUGAAAAACAUUUAAAAAAUGUUCACCUCGUAUAAGGAUUGUAAGAAUGGCUUCUUUAACAAUAUGGAAGACAGUAGUUUUGGAAUUGCCUUAUUUGGUAUUGUGGUUUUCACUUACCAUAUUCCAAAUUUUACAUGAUAGCGUUGUAGGAUAAAAUGUCAGAGCUUUCCCACCUUAUGAAAACUGCUUUAUUUUUGGAGGAAAUUAUUUUCAUUUAGUUCUUGAUUGAUUUAAAGAAUUAGUUUUUACACAAAGCUUGUAGCUGAAUAAUGAAAUGGUUGCCUCAUGUCAUUCAAAGUUGUGUUUUCCACUUGGCAGUGAAAACUGUUUUCAUUGAUUAAGUAUUGAACACCACUCUGUGCCAUCUAUCACUAUGUCAUACAGUGAAGUGUUGGAUAGACAUUGAUGAAAUGCUGUAUUCACAACACUUGGACCCAUUGAGCCCAGAAGUGAAAACUGAAAGCUAGAAUGCAUAAGCAGAUUGAAUGCUCUUAGUUUUGCUAACACUCAACUUGCUGCUCUAACUAAUUAAAAAAAAAUGUUAAUGUGCAAAGGCAACCUAAGUUGAUGUAGGUUUUGGUGUUUAUCCAGAAUGCUUUUCUUGAGAGUAUCUGCAGACACUCAGAGGUGAGAAUUUACUUGCUGCAUCAGAAUGUAAUAAAUAAAAAUGAGUAUUUUUUUCUGAGCAGAGUCUAAUUUCUGGUUUAAUUAAAAAUAUAUGCAAGAUACCGCAAAAGAAGCUAAAUUCCACACAAUAGAAGCUCCUCUAAAAGGUUUAAAAAACCUUAGAAAAAAUGCCAACUCUGUCCUUAAUAUAUCAAGGAAAUAUGGUUGUCCAUGUUUUACCAUCAAUCUGUAACAUUAAUAUGUAAACAUAUUAAUAGGUAACUUGCUGUGUGAAAUUGCUCAUAAGCCAUAUUGGAAAGGUUUUAAAAUUACUUAAAAUGCUGAUCCAUUUGCAAUACAAUUUCUGCUCUGUGGCAGGAAUUUAUUUGUGAUAGAUGAAUGGCAAAGGAUGUCAGAAUAGCAAAAAUGUCUUUUUGAAUGGGUUAACCUUUAAUACAGCUGUAUGCAAAUAAAAUUAAGCCAUUGUUAUCUUA